Messenger RNA from Alternaria arbusti, 2439 nucleotides. RefSeq lists its product as uncharacterized. Gene Ontology annotation, biological process: actin cortical patch localization. The record is from RefSeq and is a predicted model, not a curated record. The coding region runs from base 1 to 2439 and encodes 812 amino acids. Gene Ontology annotation, cellular component: plasma membrane. NCBI's taxonomy places the organism in Eukaryota, Fungi, Ascomycota, Dothideomycetes, Pleosporales, Pleosporaceae. The transcript has 2 exons.
AUGGAGACACUCAUGGCUGAAGUAAUCGCACAGCGGCCAAGCGGGCCCAAUGCCGCUCAGCCUGUUUCCCUGCAGCGCCAGCCCUCUUUCUCCUCGUUCCCUCCCUCGCGAUCGCCCUCUACCCGCAAUGGCCACCACCCGAAAGCUCGCUCCCCGCAACCCCCCAUGCUCCGCGAGGGCGACGAAGACGAGUCGAUCCAGUCCUCGCACGACGAGUCAUAUCAGUCCUCCAUGGCCGCCAUUCCCAGAGGCACCGCCAAGUUGCGCUCGCAGUAUCCCGCCGAUGCAGUCGAGAACCAUGUCGAAUACAUCCUGGUCGCCUCGUUCGACAUUGACCGCGGCUCCAUCAUGGAGCACCAGUACCCGGCGGCUAUCAGUGGAGACGAGACUAUGCUAGCAGAGCUCAUGUUGCCCGAUCAGGCCCACGUGCGCAGUCAAGACUGGACCAUCUUCUUCCUGCACAAGGACACCACAGCCGAAGAGGAGGAGCGCGAGGCACGGAGAGAGCGCAGGAGGCGGAGACGGCGGCGGAAAGAGGGCCUGGAAGAUGACGGCGACGACGAUGCGACUGCCGGCACGGAAGAGCAAGACGACGAAUACGAUGACGGAGACGACGACACAGAAAGCGAAGGGGAGCCAGACCCUGACGGGCCACCAUUGGUCUAUGUCUUGAACCUGGUCAACACCAAGCAGGACAAUACGGUGAAGAGAGGUGCCAUCGUCAAAGCCAUGGCCAUAUGCACGCGCCAUCCCUUCCUGCACAUAUACAAGCCCCUGUUACUGCUGGCACUUGAAGAAUACUUCAGAGCACCUGUCCUGGAGACGCUCGAAUCUCUGUACAACGCCCUCAAUGCCAUGGACCUCUCACUUCUCCCGAGGCUCUCACCCCUGGAGAACUUCGUGCUUGGCGCUAGCGAUGCUAAAGACAUGUUCGUGGAGAAGUUUGAGCUCAUGGUCCGGCAGCGGAAGAAGCUCGAUGCUGCGAGAGACUCUGUCGAAACAUCUUCAGAUCCUCAAUCGCGCAAGAAGACAUACACUGUCCCGCGCGACACGCACGAGUUCGAGUCCAAGAUCAACUAUAACGGCAUACCCGUUCCUGUCAAGAUACCCACCGCUUUGAGUCCAGAGACUGUGGGCGACUUCUCCUUGAUCAAGCUCAUCCAAACCUUCUCCGCGCCCCACGCGGCGCAACCGCAGCCCUUCGCUUUACACCCACAUCUGACCACGAGCGGCGCAUUCACUCAUCCCAUCAUCGUCCUCGUCAACGCCCUCCUCACACAGAAGCGCAUCAUCUUCAUCGGACAUAAUCGCCCUUCAGGCGAAGUCGCUGAAGCUGUACUAGCAGCAUGUGCUCUGGCCUCGGGCGGCAUUCUCCGCGGCUUCGUUCGCCAUGCGUUCCCAUAUACCGAUCUUACCAAAGUAGAUGACCUGCUGAAGGUACCUGGCUUUAUUGCUGGCGUCACCAACCCAGCGUUCUCCUACAAGCCCGAGUGGUGGGAUCUGCUUUGCGAUCUGCCGACCGGUCGCAUGAAGAUCAGCAAUCGCAUUGAAACGGCGUCACCCACAGAGGGCUCCAUGUUCUUCCAGCAACAGGGGCUACCAUUGAAUGGGCCAGGUGCACCACCAGCCUUUGACGGCAAGGGCGGCGGUGUCGAUCCGACCGGCGACACCCAAUUUAUGGACAGACUUCUCGAGAGCAUUGCCAACCGUCACGGCGAGAAUGCUAUACGAGCUAAGUGGCGUUCGUGGGUGCUCAAGUUCACCCGCAUCGCGGCCGCUUUCGAAGAGACGGUCUAUGGCGCUUCGGCAUUGUACAUUGGCUCCCACGAGACCGAUGUUGGCGCAUAUGGUGUCUCUGGCCAUGGCUACGUCUGGCCAGACGAGAACCAUAAGCUACGCGAGCUCGCUGCAAACGUACACCGUAUCGAGGGCUGGCGCAACACAAGGAGUUAUUACAGCUGCGUUCAAGAUCUAGCGAGACAUUGGAAAAAGAGACCAGUGCGCGGUCUUGAUAUUGGCCACCAGCACGACAAGUUACGAUGCUUGAAACUUACGCACGAUCAAUCUGCGGGCAUUUAUCUUGCACUUGCGCGGUGUGUUGAAGAAGCGGGUUCACCACCUAGUGAGAGUGCGAAUGCUUCUUCGAGUGAUUUGUCGUCCAUGGCCCAGUCACUUUCCAUCGCGAAUGACUCUGAGCGCAAGGCGAAUUCGCAGCUCCAGUACGACACCAUCCUGCAGCUGCUCUGUGUGAUCCCAGAUGCUGGUCUCUUCUAUCUUAGUCUAGGCUUGUUUCAUCCUCGACAGGAUGUCAGGAUGGCGGUCGUGAGAUUACUAGAGAGGAUCAUGGACCACUCUGCUGGUCGGCACUACUGGGGUCAAUUAGGACGUUUCGCCAAACUGGCCUUCUUCAGAGUGAAAAGGGAAGAAGCGCAGAAGUAG